AUGGCGUGCCAGGCGUGCUGCGUAAACUGUCGCUCUGGUCCAGGGCCGUCCGAGUCACCGAGCCAGGUUCAAGACCCGUUCCAACUCGACAACCUACUCAAGGCGGGGACGAUAUCCGUACAACUGGGCGACGACGUCCGCCCAGAAGUCUACUGCGAACACAAGCAUGCGGGGGACGGCUGGCACCCCUACAAAGGCACCUCGCCGUUUCUCCCCUUGACCAAUCUCGUGGACGUCAAGGUGUGCCAGGACCUCGAGUUUCUGGUGAAGCACCAGUUUGUGGACGCGACGUACAAUGUUGUUGGGGAUCAGAAGCUGGUCAUUAGGGUGUAUCUUAUCCCUUACGACUUGGCGGGCACGAGGGGUGUGCUGAGGAAUAGGAAGGAGGGCGUUAUGGUGCCUGGGCGCCGGUUUAUGCGCAACUUGAUACCGAAGCUGGUAGCUGACUGGGAUGGCGAGGGAAAGGUUGUCGAGGGGAACGUCUUCCCCAAUUCCAAAGACUCUCGAACGCUGGCUGAGAUCUAUAGCGGUCUUUCCUCGCCAGACCCAACGCCAGUACCAGGAUACGGCGAGAUCUCGUCUCGCCUGCUGGACCAUGAUGAUAACUUGGAGGGCCUCGGACUUCGAAGCAAGCUUUAUCGUUACCAAAGACAAUCAGUCGCUGCUCUUUUGCAGCGCGAACUGGACCAACGGAGCGUCAAGAGCCCUGUCUACGUCCCUCUCACUGACCUCGGAGGUCGGUCUUUCUACUUCCAACCGGGAACGAUGGAGAUCCUGCUGGAGAAACAGAUGGUUCUGCCUUGUCGAGGCGGGAUCCUCUGCGAGGAGCUUGGUACUGGGAAGACGGUCAUGAUUAUUGGCCUUAUUCUUGCGACAUUGAGGCAACUCCCCCAGCCAGAGGAAUCAUUGCUAGACGACCGGCCUAUUUUAACCCCUCUUUCCUUCAGAACUUUUCCUUCGACGGAAUGCGUGCGAGCUCGCGGGAGGUUCGGGUCUAAAGACCCGCCGAUAGGGGACAGGGUUCCGUCCUUGGUUGAGUUACUGCUUCAUCGCAGUCGCACCGCCCCGGUUGACGCUAUUUGCAACUACAACACACUCGCAGAACGACGUCAGGCAGAGAAGGCGGAAGAAUUGGAAGAAAGGCUCGAAAACCUCCCUUUGGACCAAUUGCGCAAGGCGACAGUUCCGUUCUAUUUCCACUAUGACGGGGACCCACUCGACCUCGCGCGAAGCAGAAGACGGAAGAACGAUGCUGCCCCGAAGCGUAUGUACUUGUCGGCUGCAACCCUGGUGGUUGUUCCAGCAAAUCUCCUCAGUCAGUGGGAUAGAGAGAUCAGCAAGCAUGUCGAGGCUCCCAUACGUGUUUUGAUACUGCGAACAACCACACCUGUUCCGUCUGUCAGGGAAUUGGCCUCAGAUUACGACAUUAUCUUGAUGACCUACCCCCGGUUCACUGCCGAAUCGGCGAAGAAAGCCAUCUCCAAGUUGCAUUCAUGGAAACUCUGCGAAUGCCCUGAAAUCCCAGGCUCAAGGGUUCCGGACUGCAAGUGUCAGGUUCAGGAUGUGUCUCCCUUUCUCCAGAUUAGAUGGAAACGACUCGUUAUCGACGAGGGGCACGUCUCUGCUUCCUUGACCACAAACCUCACGCCCUUUGCCAAACUGCUCAGCGUGGAGAGGAGGUGGGUCGUCACAGGCACACCCACGACCAAUUUAUUGGGCCUUGGUCUCGGCAAGCGCACGAUAGAGGAACUGCCGAGCAUGGAUCCUUCGGAAGAUGAAUCCAUACCCAUGGAUGUCGACACCCAUGAUACCUUCGUCAGCGGGAACUUCAGCACCUUCGACAUCAACGCCAACCUCGCCGCCGGCCGCAAAAUCGAUUAUCUACCAUCUACCGAACCCGAAUCACCAGCUUCUUCUCGCUCGAAUGAUAGUUCCCCCGGACCGUGCGACACCGCAGUUGGUCGUGUUUGGAAGACCUACGACCGGGAAGACCUGCGGAAGCUGGGGAAUAUGAUCACCCAUUUCAUCGCUGUCCCUCAAUUCGCUAGCGAUCAUAAACUCAUGAGUACGCAUGUUACCGAUGCGCUCAUGGAUCCUUUGGGUCCUCGACCAGGCGCUAUCACCGUCCUUUCGCAAAUCAUGAAUAUGACCAUGAUACGACAUCGAGUCGAAGAUGUAGAAGACGACGUGAUUCUCCCGCCCCUAACGCACGAGUCUGUUCUGUUGGAGCUCGACCCGUUGGCGGUGAUCUCGUAUAACAAUCUUCAGGCUGCUAUCGCCAUCAACGCAGUUGACUCGGAACGAAAAGACCAGGAUUAUCUCUUCCAUCCGUCUAACACCGAUCACUUACAAACGACGGUGAAGAACAUGUCACAGUUGAUGUUCUGGCAUGUCGACGAUGAACUGUUCAACGUAGAACAGCUUUACGUUGACGGCCCAAAGCACAUCAGAAACGCGUUGGACCGUGGUGCAUCCACAGAGGACCUGCGGCUUCUCAACGAUGCCUUGAAACAUGUGGCUAUUGCUGCGAAUAAUCCGUUGUGGAAGGCCGUACAGAGGCAUGAAGAUGUGGUGUAUCGUGUUCAUUCCAUGCCGCUAGCCGUAUAUGACGCAUGGAGAAGGACACCCGGAAGUCAGGAUCCUGCAGACCCUACUUUUGUGGGGUUCCUACACGCCGACAGGCUUAUUGGUCUGUAUGACUGGCUAGUGCGAAGACCCCUAUCAAGUGAGCAAGACCUCGUAACCAGGGGCCAGCACGUCUCCGUUCGCGAUGCAGCGCUGCGCAAAGCGUUCAUGGAGUCACAGCAGAAAAAGUCUGGCAAGGGAAAGAAGAGGGAUUCCUCAACCUUACUCGAGCAACCGCCGGUGCACAGUCAGACAGCGGAUAAUGCUCUCAGGAAAGCUUCGGCGAAGGAGACGUUGAAGGAGAUGCAGACUGAGCUGGAUGCGUCGAUGGCGUUGAUUGAGGGUGCUGCGGAGGAGGAUGCUGAUCAUUCGGAUGGUCUUGCUCUGAGUCCUGCUAAAGCUGAAGCUCCUGGUGAAGGCGGGAGUAGACUCUCGAGGUUGGCUGAAAAGUCAUGCCUUUAUCCCGUCAAGAUUGGAGCUUCAACCUCUAGCAAGUUGAACUAUAUCAUAAACGAGGUUCGACAACACGCAGCCAACGAGAAAUUCCUCAUUUUUUCGGAUUCGGAGCUCACCCUGGCUCAUGUCGCCGAAGCACUCGAGUUGAUCCACGUGCGGUUCCUGCGGUUUACUACGCAGGUCUCCCCGCAGAUUCGUGAACAGCUCGUGUUGACGUUUGAGACCUCGGAGAAGUAUCGAGUGUUCUUGAUGGAGUUGAAGCAUGGUGCUCGUGGAUUGAACCUGGUUUCGGCUUCGCGAGUCAUUUUCUGCGAACCUGUUUGGCAAGCCGACGUGGAGAGUCAAGCUAUCAAGCGUGUUCAUCGUAUUGGACAAACUCGACCGAUCACUGUGAAGACCUUGGCCAUCAAGGGGACACACGAAGAAAACAUGGUUGCGCGGCGCCAUGCCCUGCACAAUACCCAUGACAAACUUCCGAAACUCAUUGAGGAGGCUGGGAUGAGGGACUUUAUCGCUAACCCUAGAUUCAUCGAAACGUCACCACAGACUGUGCCAUUUACCCCAUUCCCUCUCAUCGAUUUGCCUCGGUCAGAGACCUCGACUAAACUCACGUUCAAAUUACCUGCACGUCAGUUAACGCCGUCCACGAAGAGAGUUUGGGUCAGCGACCCCAUUAUUGACACUGGCGAUGGCACUCAACCACUCGAGGCUCCUGCCCCCCCAACUACACCUCCAAAGAAGCGAAUCAGGUUUGCGGACUGA
Molecule: messenger RNA, 3843 nt
Organism: Coprinopsis cinerea okayama7#130
Lineage: Eukaryota; Fungi; Basidiomycota; Agaricomycetes; Agaricales; Psathyrellaceae
Exons: 13
Coding region: 1-3843 (1280 amino acids)
Molecular function (GO): ATP binding; ATP-dependent chromatin remodeler activity
Source: RefSeq, a predicted model, not a curated record